Molecule: messenger RNA, 2425 nt
Organism: Sesamum indicum (sesame)
Lineage: Eukaryota; Viridiplantae; Streptophyta; Magnoliopsida; Lamiales; Pedaliaceae
Product: amino acid transporter AVT6A
Biological process (GO): amino acid transmembrane transport
Cellular component (GO): membrane
Molecular function (GO): L-amino acid transmembrane transporter activity
Source: RefSeq, a predicted model, not a curated record
GAUUGUUUUCUGGGAGCAGGUGAAAGGAACUCAAAAUCAUAACCUUGGAAAGCAGUGAUUGUGGUUGCAUAGGAAGAAAUGAUUGUCUGACUGACACUCUUCACCUCAAGAAAAGUAAAGAAAUGUGGAAUUUACUUUGAAAAUAUAUUUACAGCUUGCAGCUUGGAUUUUUCUUUGACAGCUAUGUCUAAUUUGGCAACACAGAAGAAUAUUAAAACUCUUUCAUUAUUAUUAUGAAUGCAUUCGUGAAACACGUUGCCGCAACAAUCUCUCUCUCUCUCUCUCUCUCUCUCUCUUUUUAUACCUCAGCUUCCUUACCUUAUUUUGGUUUUAGUAUUCUUGAAGUUUGUUUUCUGGUCAUCACUUCGUUUUCUCUUUUAAAAGUUUUGUCUUUGGAUUGUUUCGCGUUUGAUUUUUGAGGUUGUCUUGAAUUUUGGUGAAUCCGGUGCAGGAAUUAAGAAAGUUUAAGGAAGAUCUGUGAAGGGUUCUUACUGUUGAACUAGUUAUUUUAAGAUCAACGUAAGGUUGCUCACUAUUUAUUGCCUAACCCAAUCAUCACUAUUUUCUGGAUAGAGCCAUUUCUUUCAGGUUUAGAAGACAAUUUAGUUGAAAAAUUCAGAACCCUUUUUAGAUUGCGGCUAAUUAUUAAGGUUUCUGUAUAAUUCUUUAGCUUGAGGAAGCCAAGUUUUCGUUCUUGGAUCGAACAGUUUCAGAUUUGAUCUGAAAAUGGUGAUUGGAAGUCUAAAAUCCACAAACAGAGAGAAGUCAAGAAAGAGCAAGCAAGCAGUCAUUGAUGACAAAACUCCAUUAUUGCCUAACAAGCAUGAGGAGGAGGAUGGGUUUGAUGAGUUCAAUGGAGCUUCUUUCAGUGGGGCAGUGUUUAAUCUAUCGACCACCAUUGUCGGUUCAGGGAUCAUGGCUUUACCUGCAACCAUGAAAGUGUUGGGACUUAUUCUUGGUGUUGCUGUAAUAAUCUUUAUGGCAUUCUUGACAGAAGCCUCUAUUGAGUUUAUGCUUCGUUUUAGUAGGACAGCAAAGGCCGUUUCUUAUGGAGGUCUUAUGGAGGAUGCAUUUGGGAAGUACGGGAGGAUGGCCAUCCAAUUUUGUGUAUUAGUCAACAAUGUUGGUGGACUUGUUGUGUAUAUGAUUAUCAUAGGUGAUGUGCUCUCUGGAACGACAUCUGGUGGAAUUCACCACAACGGUGUCCUGGAAGGUUGGUUUGGAGAGCACUGGUGGACAGGACGAUUUUUCAUCCUCCUUAUUACCACCCUUGCCAUAUUUGCACCAUUAGCCAGCUUAAAGCGAAUUGAUUCAUUGAGAUACACAUCUGCUUUGUCAGUUGCACUAGCUAUGGUUUUCCUGAUUGUUACUAUGGGGAUCACUCUCUUCAAAUUGAUCAACGGAACCAUUCUGAUGCCUAGAUUGUUUCCUGAUGUUACCAAUCUCGCCUCAUUCUUCAAACUCUUUACUGCAGUUCCUGUUCUUGUAACAGCCUACAUCUGCCACUACAAUGUUCACUCAAUAAACAAUGAGCUUGAGGAUAACACACGGAUGAAGGCAGCAGUGAGAACUUCUCUUGCUCUCUGCUCGAGCGUAUAUGUGAUGUCGAGCGUCUUCGGAUUCCUCUUAUUUGGCGAUGCAACACUUGAUGACGUACUUGCCAACUUCUCCACAGACCUCGGAAUUCCAUUUGGAUCUUUGCUUAAUGAUGCAGUGCGCGUUAGCUAUGCAGCCCACCUGAUGCUUGUUUUCCCUAUUAUAUUUUACCCACUACGGCUAAACUUAGACGGGCUUCUAUUUCCAUCUUCGAGGCCUUUGUCCUCAGACAACCUGAGGUUUGCAUCACUCAGCACUGGGCUCAUGAUGGUGGUACUUUUAGGUGCAAAUUUCAUACCCAGCAUUUGGGAUGCUUUCCAGUUCACUGGAGCUACUGCUGCUGUUUGCAUUGGUUUUAUAUUUCCUGCUGCAGUUACUCUAAGUUGGUGCAGGGAUCGAUAUGGGAUAGCCACGAGAAGGGACAGGAUGUUAUCCAUUUUCAUGAUUCUCCUUGCAGUGUUCUCAAAUCUGGUGGCGAUAUACAGUGAUGCCUAUGCAUUGUUCAAGAAGAAUCCGUCUCUUCAUAAAUGAUCGAACAAAGAAUGAUCGAUCAUAUUCUUCGUUUGUUACUUGGAGACCUGCAUUGGUAGCCUUAAAACGACUCAGUCGCCUUUCUUGGGUAUUCUGUAUGAACAUAGCCUUAAAACAACUGAGUCGCCUUUCUUGGGUAUUCUGUAUGAACAUACCAGCUCGAAUAGUAUUGUUGUUAAGGCAUUGUAUGUUCUAUUUAUUGUCGCAGAAAUAUUACUGUAUGAAACUUGAAUCUGUAUCGAGUUUGUGGGAGCUUCAAAUUACAAUAAAUAUACAUACAAAUCCUCCUCUCUCUCAA